UUCUAUCUCUCCGAAACAAUAAAUCAGCAAUUAAAAUGGUUUCUUUACACGUUAUAAGAUCAUUUCUUCUUCUUUUCAUUGUUUCUAUUCAUCUUUGUCGCACGACUUCAUCAAGCUCAGAACCAGAAGCUAAUAAUAUUACUAUCGAUGUGAGCCAAGCCUAUAAUCUUAUUCUUUCUGGCUACACUUUUCUUGAUGUCAGAACUGUUGAAGAAUUUGAAAAAGGCCAUGUUGAUUCAGAGAAAGUCUUCAAUGUUCCUUACUGGUUAUAUACUCCACAAGGUCAAGAUAUUAACCCUAAUUUCUUGGAACAUGUUUCAUCUUUCUGCAACCAAACCGAUCAUCUCGUCGUGGGUUGUAAAUCUGGAGUUAGAUCAUUGUAUGCUACCAAAGUUCUUGUUUCUUCCGGCUUCAAGACUGUAAAAAACAUGGACGGUGGUUACAUUGCUUGGGUCAACAAGAGACUACCAGUAAAAGUGGAGCACAAGCAACUCAAAUACGAUGAGCUCUGAUUCAAAUUAUCCAAAUGUAACCACGUUAAUGUUAUAUUGUUUUUUAUAAGCAACUCCUCAUUAACAUGGUUACAUUGCUUGGGUCAACAAGAGACUUCCAGUACAAGUGGAGCACAAAGGAAUUCAAAUACGAUGAGCUCUGAUUCAGAUUAUCCAAAUCUAACCAUGUUAAUGUUAUAUUGUUUUU
Molecule: messenger RNA, 699 nt
Organism: Camelina sativa (false flax)
Lineage: Eukaryota; Viridiplantae; Streptophyta; Magnoliopsida; Brassicales; Brassicaceae
Product: rhodanese-like domain-containing protein 17
Molecular function (GO): catalytic activity
Source: RefSeq, a predicted model, not a curated record